AUGAAUGCCCAAAUCUCCAAGAGGAUAAUACCUUGGCAGCCACUAAUGCCUACUACAACCGUCCAAACCAAGGGUAUCACCAACAAGGAGGCAACUAUAAUCAAGGGGGGUGGCAUCAAUGCCAUCACAUUGAGGUCCAGCACCAAAUUGCAAGAGAGGAGUCCCAAUGAGCCAAGUCCAAUAGAGGGCACUCAAGAUGAGGAUGUAGUUGAGAUAGAAGAAGUCGAAGAGGAGAAUGAGGUACUAGAGGAAGUUGAAAAAGUGAUUGCUCAACCAAGGGGCAGAAUUCCUAAGGAUGGGGAUGUCUUGCAAGAAGCUACUCCAAUUCCAUUUCCCACAUUGGCAAGGAAGACCAAGAAGCAAGUUGAGUUGGAUCCUAAAAUGGUGGAGAUAUUCAAGAAAGUUGAGGUAACCAUUCCUCUCUUUGAUGAUAUCCACCAAGUCCCCAAAUAUGCCAAGUUUCUAAAGGACUUAUGCAUGAACAUAGAGAAAAUUCAUGAUUUAGAAACUAUUCCAUUGGGAAGCUCAAGUUUCGCUUUAAUGGGUGAUAUACCAGAGAAGUGUAGUGACCCCGGUCCUUGCCUAGUCACUUGCACCAUAGAUGGGAUACAAUUUGUUGACUGCAUGUGUGAUCUAGGUGCUUGUGUGAGCAUCAUGCCUUUGUCUGUCUAUGAGGUCUUAAAGCUUCCACCGUUGAAAUGGUCGGCCGCCCAGUUUAUGUUGGCGGAUAAAAGCAUAAUUUCUGUGGUUAGUAUCGCGGAGGAUGUUCUAGUGAGUAUAAAGGGGUUGGUCUUCCCAAUUGAUUUUUAUAUUCUUAAGAUGCCCCCUAGUGACUCCGGAAGGACAUCGUCUAUCUUGCUUGGAAGACCGUUCUUAAAGACCUCCGGGUUCAAAUUGGAUGCAUUUUCGGAUACUUACUCGUUUGAGAUCGAUGGAAGAGAAGUGAGCUUUAAUCUUGAUGAAGCCAUGAGACACCCACCGGAGGAUCAUUCUAUCUUCUGGUGUGAUUUGAUUGAUAAUGUUGUGGCCGAAGUUCACCAAAAUGAUUUUGAUGUAAAGAGUAUGAUUCAAGACUCAAGUGUGGGGAGUUCCCAUGGAAACAAGACAGAAUUUAAUGCAGAUGAAGAUGAUAAACAAGCAUAA
Messenger RNA from Arachis ipaensis, 1143 nucleotides. Lineage: Eukaryota; Viridiplantae; Streptophyta; Magnoliopsida; Fabales; Fabaceae. The record is from RefSeq and is a predicted model, not a curated record.